Messenger RNA from Rotaria sp. Silwood1, 891 nucleotides. NCBI's taxonomy places the organism in Eukaryota, Metazoa, Rotifera, Eurotatoria, Philodinida, Philodinidae. The record is from the annotation of a GenBank genome assembly.
AUGAUGAGUCAAGAUCGAAAUAUCAACAAUUUACCUAAUCCAUCACACGAGGAUUCUCAAUCUUAUCCAACUCAAGAACCGGCUGGAUAUAUACCGAAUCCUUUUCAACCCGGUAGCUCCAAUGGUAAAAAUGAAAUGCCAGUGCAAACACCUCCUGUAUUGUCACAUCCAAAACUAAGCAAAGACGAUGAACAAGGUGGAGGUCAAUGGGGAAAUUUUACUGGUCUUGAAAGCAAAGAAAUUCGUCGAGUAUUUAUUCGAAAGGUUUAUUUAAUUCUCUCGAUUCAAUUAUUAAUUACAUUUGGUCUUAUUGCAGUAUUUCAUUUUACACCAUUGAUUCGUGAAUACGUACGAAGUCCGGAUGGUCAAUGGCUUUAUUUCGCAUCAUAUUUUGUUUUUUUGGUUACUUAUUGUAUAUUGGUUUGUUCUAAAAGUGCUGGACGAAAAUUUCCAGUUAACCUUAUUUUACUCGGCAUUGUGACCUUAUCAAUGAGUUAUAUGAUGGGUAUGAUUUCAGCAUACUAUGAAAUCGAAUCAGUCUUAAUUGCUGUUGGUAUUACGACAAUUGUUUGUUUCGGUAUUACAUUAUUUUCAUUUCAAACAAAAUAUGAUUUUACAUCAUGUUUUGGAAUUCUAUUGAUUAUGUCCUUGGCACUUAUAGCUUUUGGAUUUAUUUGUAUUUUUACAUAUUCAAGAAUAAUGUAUACAAUCUAUGCUGGUCUUGGAGCUGUGGCUUUUUCGAUUUUCUUGGCUGUUGAUACACAAUUAAUUAUGGGUGGAAAACGACACGAAAUAAGUGCUGAAGAUCAUAUUUCUGCAUCACUUAUGCUUUAUAUUGAUGUUAUUUAUAUAUUUGUAUAUAUUCUUAGUUUGUUCGGCAUUCGGAAGUAA